Molecule: messenger RNA, 760 nt
Organism: Diorhabda carinulata
Lineage: Eukaryota; Metazoa; Arthropoda; Insecta; Coleoptera; Chrysomelidae
Gene: CCDC53
Product: WASH complex subunit 3
Exons: 4
Coding region: 117-689 (190 amino acids)
Biological process (GO): actin filament polymerization; exocytosis
Cellular component (GO): WASH complex
Source: RefSeq, a predicted model, not a curated record
AUAUGUCAGAUGAUUGUCAAAAAGUUUUAUGAUUAACAGGGAAUUUUCCAAAAGUUUGAAAUGUAAAACUAGAGAUAAAUAAACUUAGGUUUAGUUUCAAUUUUUUUUUUGAUAAAAUGCAGGUUGAUUUCUCUUCGAUAGAUCCAAAUGAGGACUUGACGCAGAUUUUGCCCAUUCAACAGAAACGUACUAUAGCGUUUAUUAAUCAUUUCAUAAUGAACACAGUGUCACAUUUAAAUAAUUUUGCCCAAUCUUGUGAGUCCCGGUUUAUGGAAUUUGAUUAUAAAAUUCAGAAAAUAGAAGCCUCUCUAUCUAUAUUGGAAUCUCAAUUGUCAUCAAUUGAAGGAUUGGAUAGUGCUGAUAAACCCAAAGAAAAUGUAGAUGAUUCUGUGAAUGAUACAACAAAAAAUGAUGAAUUAAAUUUGCCUGUAAUAAAAGAUAAGACUGAAGAAGAAGAAAAAAUCAACCAAGUGGAAUUGCCUUUGGAAAUUACCUCAGGAAUAAAAGCUAAAGAUGAUCCCAGGUUUAGAAAAUUUUUUAAAAUGAUUAUAUUUGGAGUGCCUGAACCAGCUGUUAAACUAAAGAUGCAAAAUGAAGGAAUUGAUCCUACAAUAUUAGGAAAACCUGAGGAAAUAAUACCCGGCUUAACUGAAGAUUUGUUAAAAGAUUCUGAAGAAAAAUUUGGCUAAACCAGUUUUUUGUAAAACUGUUAUACAUAAUUCAAUAUAAUGAAUAAAUAUAUAAAUAAAGGACUAAAUAA